This is a messenger RNA of Dacryopinax primogenitus, 1011 nucleotides long. RefSeq lists its product as uncharacterized. The record is from RefSeq and is a predicted model, not a curated record. Gene Ontology annotation, cellular component: cytoplasm. The transcript has 7 exons. Gene Ontology annotation, biological process: N-acetylglucosamine metabolic process. The coding region runs from base 1 to 633 and encodes 210 amino acids. NCBI's taxonomy places the organism in Eukaryota, Fungi, Basidiomycota, Dacrymycetes, Dacrymycetales, Dacrymycetaceae.
AUGGUCGCUGAAGAAGGAUUACCUACUGCUUCGGAGAUCGCUGCUAUUGGGCCGCCGAUGUUCACGUGGGAAGAGUUGAUGGACAUCGUCGAUGGAGGCGACCUCGGUCUGCUCAAGCGUCAGCCAGCACUCCAGCGACGCUACGAUGAGUGGACCAAAGGCAUGAAGGCGCGACACGGCACCAUAGAGAACUUCUUGAUAGAGCGUCGCCUCCGCUGGAACCCUCCCCUGAUACACCCAGCCUCGCCCUCGUUCUCCCCUGAAACUCCUGCAACGCACUACCGCGUAGUCCCCAACGAUUGGCCCUACUCUGUUCCUACCGACGUUGUGCACUAUGUGGUGUGGAGUGCGGUGCCCCUCAUUGGUCCUGGAGACCUGACUGACGACGUGGAGAGGAAAGGUAUGUGGGGGUUCACGGGUGGUGCGGAACACAGAGAGGGUGAGGAUAGACAAGGGUUUGGAGGGAGGAGCGGAGAGGGCAUCACCGCGUUUGUGAAGCGCGAAUGGCCGGAAGUGGAAUGGGAGACGGUGUGGUUCAUGAACCCUCCGAAACUGCAAACCGUGCGCGGACUCGUACAUUUCCAUGUCUUUGUGCGGCCGAAGAAGACCUUUGCAAACGGCACCAACCACUAAAUUUCGUUCCACUAGCCAUCGACCAGACGCUCCUCGUGUGAGCGAUAUGCAUCAUCUGAUGUCAAAUAUCACGUAUCCAAUAACCGUCACACAAGUCAGCCGUGCUCUCUUCGAAAGACGUCAUCUCUAAUCGACCUUGAUGCCACCGUAUCUGACUGACCUCUCUCUCACUAAUGUCUGGGAACAUGGAUGUCAAAGAGCGCAAAGAACCCUAGUACUUUUGGCUACGUCGCCCGUCGUACCCCAAGUAUGAGGACAUAUAGUUCUUUGCGCGAUUUCGGGAGCCCUCUUGCGCGCUCCCGAAAUGCGGUGUUCCUUCCCGACAAGCAUCAACAUCCCUAGACAACACUUUUUCCGUGUCUUCGGCCAUUAAUAUUC